GGCUGUUAGGAAGCAUCGGAUCAGCAGAGUGGACAUACAAGAUCAGGACCUUGGACAGCGGCAGCGGAAAGAGCCAAAAGCAGGCAACUUUCUUUAGAGCACAUGUGUAAAGCGAUGUCACAACGGACCGGCCCACACCUUCUUCUCCUAAUAGCCCUGUGCAGUGUGUUGUAUUCCCGGGCUCUGAGCCUGCCAUACGCAUCCAUACGACCGACGAGACACGCAGACGGUCUGUUCACCAGCGGAUACAGCAAACUCCUGGGGCAGCUGUCAGCGCGGAGAUAUCUGGAGUCUCUGAUCGGAAAGCGGGUCAGUGACGAGCUGAUGGAGGAGCCAGUGAAGCGUCACUCAGACGCCAUCUUCACAGACAAUUACAGCCGCUUCCGCAAACAAAUGGCCGUCAAGAAGUAUCUGAACUCAGUUUUAUCAGGAAAGAGGAGUUUUGAAGACCCUGGAACCAGUGACCCAGAGGAGUCCAGGGAUGAACCCAACACCUUCCAAGAGACCUAUGACGAUAUAAACUUAGAUCACCUACUAAACAACUUUCAGCUGCCACUCUGAGGAGGCGUCUGUGCUCAAGUGAAUACCUCAAGUCAUCCUCAUGAAACUGCUCAACACGAAAAACAACACAAUAUUAAUCCAAAGGACAACUGAGAGUCAGAUCAAGCAAUGAUGUUGUGUUCUCCAGUAUGGUUACCUAUCUAUCCAUUCACAUAGUACAUGCCUACACUGUAUAUAUGCAAUAUAUAUAUAUAUACACUGAGCAACAUGAACAAUUUGAAGCCAGCAACUGGCUGCAGUAAAUAUAAACUGAAGUACCACAUUUACUUUCUUUCUAAGGUCAUUAAUGUUCCAUUGAUUUUCAAUGGAAGCACUUCUCUACUUUUUAAGGAACAACUGAAUGAAAUUUGUCCAAUCAUCCCAGUUAACCAUUGGAUGUCAGUAGAACUGUGUUUACUUUGAAUAA
Messenger RNA from Monopterus albus (swamp eel), 967 nucleotides. It is a transcript of the gene vip, whose product is annotated as vasoactive intestinal peptide. The record is from RefSeq and is a predicted model, not a curated record. Gene Ontology annotation, biological process: epinephrine secretion; regulation of protein localization; adenylate cyclase-activating G protein-coupled receptor signaling pathway. Gene Ontology annotation, cellular component: neuron projection; extracellular region. Gene Ontology annotation, molecular function: peptide hormone receptor binding; neuropeptide hormone activity. Lineage: Eukaryota; Metazoa; Chordata; Actinopteri; Synbranchiformes; Synbranchidae. The coding region runs from base 103 to 561 and encodes 152 amino acids. The transcript is spliced from 6 exons.